Messenger RNA from Penaeus monodon (black tiger shrimp), 824 nucleotides. RefSeq names its product glycine-rich cell wall structural protein 1.8-like. The record is from RefSeq and is a predicted model, not a curated record. NCBI's taxonomy places the organism in Eukaryota, Metazoa, Arthropoda, Malacostraca, Decapoda, Penaeidae.
AUGGAGAUGAAGGUUCACUGUGUAUAAAAAGGCUGUUGUCCUUACGACGAAGCACAGAAGACAAACAGGAGGCUGAGGAGACUAACAGUUGUUGAGUCUUGUUGGAUCUUUUAGGUUCUAGUCAUGGAGCUUGGUCUCGCGAUGAGGAGCCUCCUCGUCGUGUGCGCUCAAAGCCGACCCCUGGUUCUUCAGCAUCUUCAACCACUACGGCCACCACGGCCCCCUCGGGGGACACAUCAUCUACGGCGGAUACGCCGGCCACGGCGACCACGAGGACGACCACGGACUCGAAGAACACGUGUUAGAGCAGCGUUCGGGGCAAGCCGAUCACGGAGGGCAUGGUGACCACGGAGGCCACGAUGCUGGGCACGCAGCGCACGGUGCAAAUGGUGGGCAUGGCUACUAUGGCUUCCCUCCAUACCCUGGAUACCCAGGUUACGGAGGUGUCGUUGGGUACCCGAGCCAUGGUGGGCAUGGAGACCACGGUAGCCACGGUGGGCACGAUGACCACGGUGGGCAUGAUGACCACGGUAGCCACGGUGGGCACGAUGACCACGGAGACCACGGUGGGCACGACGGUGGGCACGGAGGACACGGAGGUGUGUACGGAGACCUCAGUGACGUCUUCCACCCGUACAACGUGUUCCUGCGCAGCAACCGCGAGUACUUCGCCGAACAUCCCGAUGGCUACGACUUCCACUACUUCCCGAGCUACUAUUUCGGACGCUUCCUCAACCCGGAGUGACGAGCGACAAAGUAUAGCUUUAUAGCACAAACAUAAGUUUAUAUAUACUUACAAAGAAUGGGAAAAAAAAAUGAAUUAA